Molecule: messenger RNA, 1231 nt
Organism: Gastrolobium bilobum
Lineage: Eukaryota; Viridiplantae; Streptophyta; Magnoliopsida; Fabales; Fabaceae
Product: tetrapyrrole-binding protein, chloroplastic
Exons: 1
Coding region: 147-980 (277 amino acids)
Biological process (GO): chloroplast-nucleus signaling pathway
Cellular component (GO): chloroplast
Molecular function (GO): tetrapyrrole binding
Source: RefSeq, a predicted model, not a curated record
CUACCAAGCAUUCUACCAACAUCUCACACACUGCCCCAUAUCAAAGCUUCAAAAUCUUCCUUCUCUCAUUCAUUCUUCUUUUACUCUUUCAUCACUUCUCAUCCUUUAGACGUACUAAAUUAACAAGAUUGUAGUCUCUGAACUAAAUGGCAACAAAUUCUCUCCAUUCAAUUCAACAACACCACCAUUCUCUCAUCAAACGCCACCACCCUUCUUCUGAGACCUCUCCACCAACACAUUCUACCUCACUCUUCCUCAAACCCACAACCAUCAACACCAACAUCACCCUAUCUCACUACUCUUUCUUAACUCCUUCAAAUUCUCAUUCUUCUUCCAACAACUCCUCUGUUACCUUCUCUCUUUCCCAAACAACUUCUUCCACCCCAUCAACUUCUCAAACAAUCUCCUUUGAACACCUCCGUCAGCUUCUCUCAGCAAAAAACUUCCAGCAAGCGGAUGAAGAGACUCGCCGCCUUCUCAUCGUCCUUGCCGGCGAACCUGCUCAGAAGCGUGGCUAUGUGUUCUUCUCGGAGGUCCAAUUCAUCUCAGAAACUGACCUCAAAACCAUUGAUGAACUGUGGAGGGAGCAUAGCGAAAACAGGUUUGGCUACAGCGUUCAAAAGAGAAUAUUUGAAAAGGCUAAAAGGGACUUCACCAGAUUCUUCAUCAAGGUUCGUUGGAUGAAGAAGCUUGAUACUGAGAUGGAACAAUACAACUAUAGGUCCUUUCCCUCUGAGUUUGUGUGGGAACUCAGUGAUGACACCCCAGAGGGUCAUUUGCCUUUGACAAACGCGCUUAGAGGGACACAGUUGCUCUACAACAUUCUUAACCAUCCAGCUUUCGAUGCAGUCGAGGAAGAGGGUGGUGAAGAUGCACUUGACAACAACAACAACAAUGGGGCACUCACGGGAUUGAAGGAUAAUAGCUCAACAACAAAGCCAUUGGCUCAGAGGAUCUUCAAACCAGACUAUAGCUUCUGAGUUUUGUCAAGUUUACCAUACACUCUCUAAGUGCACACAGAAUGUAAUUUAAUUUGGGUCUUAAAUUUCACCUAUAUUAUAGUAAUUAUUAACUUAUUAUCAACCAAUGAAAGUUGGUGCUUGGUUUUCUUUUCUUUUCUUUUUUUCUCCUUUUGUUCCCUUUUUCAUUUUUUUUUUUUUAUCAAUGUACUACUUUACAUCCUUCUCUAGAGCUUAUUUAAAUUUCCUUUGCCUUUAUAGGCUAACUGCCA